Messenger RNA from Australozyma saopauloensis, 3246 nucleotides. RefSeq lists its product as uncharacterized. The record is from RefSeq and is a predicted model, not a curated record. Lineage: Eukaryota; Fungi; Ascomycota; Pichiomycetes; Serinales; Metschnikowiaceae. Bases 1 to 3246 code for a protein of 1081 amino acids. The transcript has a single exon.
AUGGUCCGCUUCAACCUCUUGUCGCCGAAAAAGGACGGCAAACGGUCCAAUUCUGCUCCGCAAGUCCCGGCGACGCCUGAUAUACCAGAUGCGGCCCCGCUCUCGCCAGAACUCGUCCCGAUCGUGACCCUUCUCACGGCCCAAAACCACCGCCGUUACUACGAGGGCGUCUUCAUGUUCUACUACGACUUGGGCACCGACGGCAAGUCCGGCGACCGUGUCUGGAAGGAGGUGUAUGGUAUUUUGACCGGUAAUCAGUUGGCGUACUGGGAUGCCAAGGACUUGGCGCUGUGUAGAGACAUGCCCGAGAAGUUGUUGGAGACCAGCUGCCGUCCUCAGUACCUCAAUUUCUCGGAUGCUGUAUUCAACGCCAUGGCCGUGCUUCCCACGGCAAAACUGCAGCUCGAGAACGUCAUCGUGGUGCUGACCACCCUCAAGAAUAGAUUCAUUAUACAGUUACGUACCCAGGCCCAGUUGCAGGAAAUGCUCGUUGCGCUUAGGCUUUCUGCGUAUGAAUAUCAAGCAUUGCAGGAAGCUUACACCGGUGCAUUGUUGUCUGCUCGUGGGCUGCAGCUCUCUGACAUUCGUACUAUUUUGACUGCAACACGUUAUGACCACGCCGAGUGGGUCAAGAUUCGUUACGGCAGUGGUACGGCCUGGAAGCGCUGCUACAUGGUCAUCCAGCCGCUGACUUCGAAAAAGCUAAAGAAGGGCCUUGUGUUCGGCCGUGUGCUCAUAUACGAGAACGACACAUGCAAAAAGAAGGACAUGAUUGGCGAAAUCUCCGCGGUGACUUCGUUGUGCGCCGUGUAUCCACAACUGCAUUUCUUCAUUGAUAAAUCUACCAUGAUGAAGUUGGAAGGAAAAAUCAAUUUCCGUCAAGGCGGCAGUUCCCGCCUGAAACGCGGAAGCUCCGAGCCAAUGGAAAAUGACGCUUCCUUGUUCAUCAUGCCCGAAGAGCAUCAAUCUGUGCCUGGAUACGACACAUUGAUUCGUUUCCUUGUUCCACUCAUGGACGCGUUCGGUCAAUACGGACGUCCCAAGAGGUUGAAGGCUGACCGCAUGGACCCCGAAUCGUUGUUGUUUGGUCUCCCUACCUUGCCAUGUGUACACUACUUGGAAGUUCAAGAUCUUUUGGGAGGAAUGCCAUCAAGUCAGUAUAUUGAAUGGGACGCUCCACAGUGGCGCUCAUACAUCAAGAGCUUGUUGUCUCGCAAAUUGGCACAAGGCUACAAUGGCUGUGGCUCUGCCAGAUCUCUUCAUUUACAAGGACAGAUCAGUGGCGGCUCUACUCCUAGAAUCAUGAGUCCGCUUACAGGACGCUUCCCUACAGCAUUGUCUCCUUCACCAACCAAUUCCGACCUCAAAGCUAUCGCUUCCGAUCGGAAGGCAAGCUUGGGUGCUAGCCCAGCCACCUCCAGUGGAUUGAACCCCGGCGCAUUUUCUUCUGCAGGCGAGCAUAAGCUCCCAUCUGUUCCUUCGAAGCAAGGUGGAUACCCAAUGGCCGGCUCUCCAUCCAAGGCGCCACGCAAUGGCGCCAUGCCUGGUAUGGCUGUAGCUGGAGCAGCUGCUGGAGCAGCUAUCGGUGUCGCAGCUUCGCAUGGUCAAGCUCCUAGACGCAAGAACGACCUCGCUGAGAUCUACCAAAACUACACAAAGUUACAGGCACCAACCGACCAAUUCAAUGACAGAAACAAGAUUUUGAAUGGCUCAGAGGAAGAAAUCGACGAGACCAAGUUACCAACCUUGAUGCGCAAGAAAUCGCUCAUGCACGGCCCAUACCCUACGAAAGACAAAUUCAUUGGAGAGAGCGAGGACGAGUUAGAUGAAAGCGAAGAAGAGUCUGAAUACAGUGACGAAGAUGAUUCAUAUCAAGAGAGCUACAGUCCACGUGGUGAAGAACGCCUCAACUCGAGAUCUCCUGAGAGACCCUCUGCGCAGUUCUUAGCUCCAAAGCAGUAUGAGGAACGGAACCUGAGCUACUCAUCUGUUCAAUCGCCCAAUACGCAAUAUCAGGAGUUCAACAAGCAGUUUUCAAAGAGCUUCAAGAACCCAAUGCAAGAUUCUGUCAAUUUGAACAACUCGGACUAUGGCAGCGACAACGAAAGGGAUGCCCCUCUUCCACCAGCCCAUGGCAGCAACUCCGCAGCCAGAAAGCUAAGCUAUCCUCUGAUCGAGACUCGUUCGCAAGGCGUUCAACAAUCAUACCCCAGCAUUCAGCACCAACCGCCUACUCCUUCUCUGGAUGAAAGGCGCGGCAGUGAUGCAUCUGGUGGAUACAAGCCAGGUCCAUCCCAUGAGGUAAAACAGGGCCAACCGCUUACGCCCGCAGAGGAGAGAUUUACGCAGGGUCCCAAACAUAUUCGCCCACCUAACCAGCAACAACAGUCUCACCAGUACCAGCAGCAAAACCAGUACCCUCAGAACAGCCCUAACAACCAAUCAAGCAUGCAAUCAAUGCAGAACAAGUUCCAGAACACCUCAAUUGACCCCAGGGGAUACGAGCAACAGAUGGCUCCUCAGGGUAAUCCUUAUGGUAGAUCCCAAUAUCUGCAGGGGCCCUCGGCCUCUCUGCCAACAGGACCGGGUCCAAACGGUCAACAAUCGUAUAACAUGCAAUACCAGCAGCAACGCCCAGCUUACCAGGCACAACAUCCACAACCUGGUAGUCCUCAGCAGCGUGGCCAAUACAUGCAACAAAGACCUCCCCAGCAGAACCAAUCGUUGCCACCCCGUCCUCAACAAGGUCUGCAUGGCCAAGGUGUAUUUCAACAGGGCUACGGAGCCCCUAGCCACGCUCAGCCUCACGGCCAAUACGGUAGCCCCGGUUAUGGACCACCACCAAAUGGACAGAGCUACGGGCCGGGGCCUAACGGACCAGGGCCCAAUAGCCAAAAGGGCGGAUAUCGCCCAGCCCCAAAUCAAUAUCAAUACGGCCAUGGCGCCAACCCAGGCAUGCAGAUCCCCAACAGACCCCAGCAGGCCCCAGCACCCAUGCAACAAGCUCGGCCAGGAUACGGAGGGCAGUAUCCUAGCCAGAGCAGUAACAUGCUGAAUCAUGGACAGCCUCCAAGGCCCAAUCCAUAUGCUCAACAAUCUUCGCUGAGCAUGCGCUCGGAUGACCAGGAGCAAUACCAGUACCAGGUCAAUCCCAACAUGGCUCCCAGACGGAAGCCAAAUCAAGGAGCAUAUCCCGGUCCGGGCGACGGCGCCUAUGGACUGGGUAGUAACUCACGCUAUCAGUAG